Messenger RNA from Photinus pyralis (common eastern firefly), 2221 nucleotides. RefSeq lists its product as uncharacterized. The record is from RefSeq and is a predicted model, not a curated record. The transcript has 2 exons. NCBI's taxonomy places the organism in Eukaryota, Metazoa, Arthropoda, Insecta, Coleoptera, Lampyridae. Bases 176 to 1018 code for a protein of 280 amino acids.
UCUCUGGGUUGUAUCUUGUAUUUGAUUUGUUUUUUAGGUUAGUUUGAAUAACGUUCAUAAAUCAUUUAUUUAAAUAUUUUUAAGUACAAAUUUGAACAUUUUUAUAUAUUUAUUAAAAAUCUAAAGUCUUGUCUCUCGUGACUGUCGAUAUUUUAAUACUAGUUUAAUUGAUAAAAUGUCACAACUCGAAAUAAAGAAAAUGAAACAGGGAAUGUCGUAUUCCUGCAAAGAAAAAACAAUCAUUUUAAACGUGUUUAAAUAUUUUCGUAUUAACUUUCCCGAAAAAUGCGUUACGGAUAUCGUUCGGCGAACGUCUAAGGCAACUGGCUGCAGCGAAAAGAGUAUAUUUCAAUUUCGUAAAGAAGAGGCAAGCGUGGAGGGAUUUAAAGAGCCAUCAAAGACGAAAAUAAGAAAGAAUAUUAAUAUUAAUAGUAGAGAUAUUAAAUAUGACAAUAAUGUACGCCAAACGAUUCGCAAUAUAAUUUAUGAUUUAAAAUACCGAAACAUUGUGCCAUCAUUAAAUACUAUCUUAAAGCAUGUAAAUGCGGAUAAUCAUCUGCCCAAUUUUUCUCUAAUGACCUUAAGGCGACUUAUGUUCGACAUGGGUUUCUAUUAUGAAAAGAACGGUAAUAAAUCGAUCUUAGCAGAAAAGACGGUCAAGCAAGAAAAUAAUUUAACAAUGCGAGGCAGUAGUAAAAUACCUGAGGGGGAAAACGUCUUACAAAAAGUUGCACCAAUUCCACAUGUACAGUGCACUGUCCCAACUAAUCAUCUACAGCCUCCCAUUAACCAACAUCUAAAUGAAAGGGUAAUUCCGAUGGCAAUUCAUGUGCACGAGAAUCAUAUAAUUCCGCCUGUACAUGCCCCCGUCCCACACGGUGUACCUGUGAUGCUGAAUCAUAGGAAAGAACUGAUGCCACUACAUCACCAUGGUAUGAUACCAUCAAAUAUGGAUCCACAUCUUAAAAGAGAUAUGCCUCCGUGGAUGAAUUCCCACAAUGUGAUUAAACAACAAUAGCGUUUCAUUGUGAAAGGAAACGGAGCUACUGUUUCAAUUUUAAGACUGCAACGAUUGUGAAUGCCUUGUUUCAAAUUACUCGUUUACUAUUUAGGAAUAUUUAAAUUAUGGACAGAUGAGGAACUUUCAUCGAAUCUACGACAAAUGGAUGCAUAUAUUUAAGUAUUUUAGUACAUUUACUUAUAAGAGACUUUGGCAGUAUUGAUACUUUAUACAUGUACUUAAACAGAAAACUCCUACUUUACAUACAGGGUGUUCUUAUGUAAACUCAUUCCUAAUAACUUCUAAUGAUUAUAGUGUACAUAGUGAUGCGUUUCUCGAAUCACAUGUUGAUGCUUUAUUGUUUUUCUGUUUUUGAUAGCUUAAUUCCUGGAUGAAUUGCUGUUUGCGUUUCAUCACUGAAUUUAAUAUAAUGAAAUUGUCAAUAUCUUUUAUUCGUCACCAAAGAGUCUCGGCAACACCUGACCUUGUAUAGUACAGAAAAGUUAUAAUUUUGCCAUACAAUCCAUAGAUUGUGAAAUUAGUAUGGAUUGGUCAUAUUUUGAUUAGCAAAAUAACUAGCUUGGUUUAUACAGCUUCACACCCACCAGUUUUAGGCUUGCCAUGUCUUCUACAUUAUGAGCCAAUCCAGUUCUUUCACGGUUGGCAGUCCUAUUUGCUGCGUCUGGACCAAGUGAAACUGGUAAUCCUAUCAGACCUUAUUUUGGCCAGUAUUUCAAAAUGGCCUCCAUCGCCAUAGAUUCAUCUUAAAUAUAAAACACUUCUAACAGACCCCCGAGAAACAACCUGUAUAGCUCACUGAAAAUAAGACUGAAUUCUAUAACAAAAAACUGUAUGGUACGUCUAAAGAUGUUGGAUGUGAUGCAGCUAUAACAUGCAGUAUAAGUAGUCAUUUUGACAGUGUCGAGAAACUGUGAAAAUCUCAAUACUUUUAUUACCGUUUCGAUUGAUAACUAUGUCACACUUUUCCAUUUGUACGCCUUUUAAUGUUAUGCAAUAAAUUUAUUAGUAUUUUGAAAUUAGUAGCAUAAGUAAAUUUUUAAGGUUAGUGAAUAACUAGAGUUACUGCCAUGAUACUCAAUUUUAUAUUCCUACAUCGACUUUGUCAAGUGUGAUUUUUAAUUGUUUGCGAACAACUUUUGCAAGAUCCUAUUUUUGUCAGUAUUAAACAGUGUAGUUUUGAUCAUCUAUACUGUGUUCAGU